AUGUCUAUCAAUGAUUUAAUGUCUAAUAGUAUAUACAACUACAUUGACCAAUUAGAAGCAAAAGAAGAUGAAAUAUUAGAAGAAACAAUUCCUAAAUCAAUUUAUAAAAAGAUUUUAAAUCAUCCUUCACUUUCAAGAUGGAUUAAAUAUUCAAUAAUUUUUUAUAUAUUACGUAUCCCCAAUCCAAUUCAAUGGGCAAAUUUCAUAACAUUAAAUAAACCAAUACGGCAAGCUUUAAAAAAUUUAAACAAUUCAAAACACUAUUUUUCCAAUACUUUAUCAAUUGAUAGAAUUUCAAAUUUAAUAACUUGUAUAUUUUUAUAUUUUGCAAGUAUAAAUAAUUAUAAAUUACCAAAAGAUUAUGCAUUAAUUUCAUUUUUAACUACAUAUCAUGGUGAAUUGAAUCCUCCUUCAAAAUCUCAAAUUUUAGUUAUACCUAAUUUUUCAAAAUAUUUUAAAAUUUCAUAUUAUAAAAAUAAAAGUUAUUAUAGCUUAUUAAAGAGUUGUUAUGAUAAUAAAGAAUUUGUUAUAUUUCCUUUGUUAUUUGCUCAAUUGUUAAGUAAUUAUUUAACUCCAACAAAGUAUAAAUUAAAUCAACGUUAUAUUUCACCAUUUAUGAAAAGGUAUAUCUUAAAUCCAAUUUGGAUAAAUUUUCAAUUAGGUCAUAAUCAUAAAUAUUUAAAUUGGUUAAAUUUAUUAGGAACAUAUUCAUUGCAAAAUCUUAUAUUAGCUUUAGGAAUAGCUGGAAUUUCAUUUAAAAGUUUAAUACUUGAUAAAUUUUAUGAGAUAAAAUAUGGGAAAAGAGAUAAAGACUCCGAAUCUUCAAUUAUAAAAAAUUACCUAGUUUAUAUUUUUCAUAAAUCAAAUUCUAUUAUAAAUUUUAUUUAUUUACCUAAUUUAAUAUCAAUGGAAUUAAUAAGUUUAACAUCUCCAAUAUUCAAAGUAUUAAAUUCAUCAAAAAAUUUAGGUUUACAAUAUUUUUAUCUUAAUAAUCAAAAACAAAUUUUUAAAAAUUAUAUUAAAUUAAUUGGUUUCAUAGCAGGAUUAAUUACAAUGAUAAUCAAUUCUAAAAAAAUGAUACCUGAUUUUGGUUACAACAAAACCAUAGCAAAACAAUAUGAUGAAUAUGAAGAAGAAGUUCCAAAAAUUAGAUAUUUAUCAAAACAAUUUUUUAAUGAUUUAAAUAUUUAUUUAUUUAAAACUAUAUUAUUAUCAAAAUGGAGAAUUACAAAAACUCAUCAUCCAACUUUUAGUAAAAUUCAAUUAUCUAUAUGGAAUCAAAUUGAAACUUUAAUUAUGUGUUUUGGAUUUUAUAAAAUGAUGAAUUUAAAUGAUUUUAUAAAGUUAAGAGCAAUUGAUAAAGAUAGAAUAUCACAAGAUUAUGCAAUAAAAGUUGCAAAUUUUGUAACAUAA
This is a messenger RNA of Lodderomyces pseudojiufengensis, 1413 nucleotides long. RefSeq lists its product as uncharacterized. The coding region runs from base 1 to 1413 and encodes 470 amino acids. NCBI's taxonomy places the organism in Eukaryota, Fungi, Ascomycota, Pichiomycetes, Serinales, Debaryomycetaceae. The transcript has a single exon. The record is from RefSeq and is a predicted model, not a curated record.